Coniosporium apollinis CBS 100218 is the source of this 489-nucleotide messenger RNA. RefSeq names its product eukaryotic translation initiation factor 5A. Lineage: Eukaryota; Fungi; Ascomycota; Dothideomycetes. The transcript has 4 exons. Gene Ontology annotation, molecular function: RNA binding; ribosome binding; translation elongation factor activity. The record is from RefSeq and is a predicted model, not a curated record. The coding region runs from base 1 to 489 and encodes 162 amino acids. Gene Ontology annotation, biological process: positive regulation of translational elongation; positive regulation of translational termination.
AUGGCCGACAACGAUGCGCAGCAUGAGCACACCUUCGAGAGCGUCGAUGCUGGUGCUUCGACCACGUACCCGAUGCAGUGCUCUGCUUUGAGGAAGAACGGUUUCGUCGUCAUUAAGAACCGCCCCUGCAAGAUUGUCGAGAUGUCGACCUCCAAGACUGGCAAGCACGGCCACGCCAAGGUCCAUCUCGUCGCCAUCGACAUCUUCACUGGCAAGAAGUUGGAGGAUCUCUGCCCGUCCACCCACAACAUGGACGUCCCCAACGUCCGCCGCCAGGAGUACCAGCUUCUCGACGUCACUGACGACGGUUUCCUCUCCCUUAUGUCCGACGACGGCACUCUCAAGGACGAUGUCAAGGUUCCCGAGGGUGAGGUCGGCGACAAGAUCACCAAGUUCUUCAACGAGGACGGCAAGGAUACCAACGUCAUCGUUCUCACUGCCAUGGGUGAGGAGGCCGCCAUCGAUGCCAAGGAGGCUCCCCGUGGUUAG